Messenger RNA from Colletotrichum abscissum, 633 nucleotides. RefSeq lists its product as uncharacterized. The record is from RefSeq and is a predicted model, not a curated record. The coding region runs from base 1 to 633 and encodes 210 amino acids. The transcript has 2 exons. Lineage: Eukaryota; Fungi; Ascomycota; Sordariomycetes; Glomerellales; Glomerellaceae.
AUGUCUUCCACCACUUGCAGAAAAAGCAUCGACAGCACCAUGUCCCACUUCACACUAAGCAUGGGCAAGGCCUCUGUCCAAAACAACGUCUCCCUCUGGACAACCCUCUCCCAAUGCUACGCCGAAAUCGCAAAGACCUUCGCCAUCCAAGACGCAGAGGGCAUCCUCUCCACCCCAGACAGCAUCUCCAAGGUCGUCCACGCAACCUUUGACCACGACGUCCACGGCCUCAUCGAGCAGCACUCCUCCUCCAUGGCCAGCUACCUCGACGACGCCACAAAGGCGCACAUGCUCGCCCAGGCUAUCGCCGGCAUGGUCGCCUUCUUCCAGAAACUCGCCGCGCACCACCAGGGCCCCGUCACGCAGGCCAGCUUCGACCGCGAGGUCCAGCGCUUCGCAGAGUGCGAGCUCCGCUCCGCCAUGAUCCGCACCAUUGAGGAGAGCCGCAUCUUUGGGCGCUGCUACACGACCAGCCAGAUUGCCGACCUCAUCAUGGGCGCCGUCGAGGGUAAAGUCAACGACGCGGAGUUUACGUCCGAGGACGAGUACCAGAACGCUAUUGGCUGGGCGACCGAGUUGCCCGCGCGCAACAUGGGUUUGCCGUGGGGCUUUUCCAUUAUGGCCCUCAACUAA